This is a messenger RNA of Guyanagaster necrorhizus, 6504 nucleotides long. RefSeq names its product Sec63-domain-containing protein. Gene Ontology annotation, cellular component: nucleus. The record is from RefSeq and is a predicted model, not a curated record. Bases 1 to 6504 code for a protein of 2167 amino acids. The transcript is spliced from 16 exons. Gene Ontology annotation, molecular function: nucleic acid binding; DNA helicase activity; ATP hydrolysis activity. NCBI's taxonomy places the organism in Eukaryota, Fungi, Basidiomycota, Agaricomycetes, Agaricales, Physalacriaceae. Gene Ontology annotation, biological process: resolution of meiotic recombination intermediates.
AUGUCUGGCGCACAAGGCAAAAAGCAAGAUCUUUCUCAGUAUAACUAUGGUGCCAUUUCAUCGCUUGUUCUCACGGCGGACCGGUCUAUACUCCCUCGUAGAGACCGAGAACCAGAUGGUGCGCCUACUUCACUGGCUGGUCGCAUAGAUCCACGAGAAAUGGGUUCCCGUGUCGUCCGGGAGACUCCCAAGGACGUAGACAAGAAGAAAAAGAAGGCAGCGGACCGUCAAGAUCCUUCAGAAAAGGCUGUAGCUAAACGCAAGGCCGACACAGUUGGGUUUGGAUAUGCGGACAUCAUUGAAGCGACGCAGGAUGUGGAGGGUCUGACGUACAGACCGCGGACUGCUGAAACGCGUGAGGUCUAUGAACUCAUCUUGUCUUCUGUUCACACCACUCUUGGUGACCAGGCUCAAGACAUUGUUCGAAGCGCUGCCGACACGGUGCUAGAGUCGUUGAAGAAUGAGGGUAUGAAGGACUUUGACAAGAAGAAGGAGAUAGAAGAGGUCAUCGGACCUAUAACCGGUGAACAGUUCUCUCAGCUCGUCACUCUGUCGAAGAAGAUCACCGACUAUGGCGCUGAGGACGAGACAAUGUUGGAUCCUGACAUGGAGCGAAAGGAUGCAGAGAUUGAUGAUGAGGUCGGUGUCGCUGUAGUCUUCGAUGAGGAGGAGCAAGAAGAAGAAGACGAGGAAGGGUUUGAAAUCAGAGAUGAGUCGGACGACGACGAGGAAGAAGACGGGGAUGGUGAUGCCGUGCCUCAGGAAGGGGGCGAAGUUGGCGAAGAGGCGCUGGUCAUUGGCGGCGAAUCGUCAAAGUCCGGAAAAUCCAAGGCCGACAAGGACAUCGUCUCCCCGCACUCCAUUGACGGUUUCUGGGUGCAGAGACAGAUCGCUGAAGUGUACUCAGACCCGGUCACCGCUGCCGACAAAGCUUCCUCGGUACUUUCUAUUCUCGGCUCAGAGUCCAACCUUCGUGACUGUGAAAAUCAACUCAUGGAGCUUUUCGACUAUCAGAGUUUUCAUAUCACGACAAAAUUCCUCAAAAACCGCGACAUCAUUAUCUGGUGUACCAAGCUCAUGCGGAGUGACGCGGAUGAGCGUGUCAACGUAGAAGUUGCUAUGCGCGAAAAAGGUGUGGGCUGGAUUCUUCGCGAACUAGCGGGGGAUCGUCAGACGAAGGCGCGCCCAUCAGAUGCAAUGGACGUCGAUGAAACCAAGCCCGAGGUGCCCAAGACUGCCACAUUGGCCCCUGGCACGACGGUCCAGCCAAAGCGAACUGUGGAUCUGGAGAGCAUGGCCUUCAGUCAGGGUGGUCACCUCAUGUCCAACAAAAAGUGUAAACUCCCUGACGGCUCCUUCAAACGAGCCAAGAAAGGCUACGAAGAGAUUCACGUCCCGGCUCCGAAGCAGAAACCUGUUGUUGAAGGCGACCUGGUUCCCAUAUCAGAUAUGCCACCUUGGACUCGAGAAGCGUUUACCGUUCCCAAACUUAACCGCGUUCAGAGCAAACUCUACCCUAUUGCGUUUGGCACCGAUGAGCCCAUUCUACUUUGCGCGCCUACUGGUGCUGGAAAGACCAAUGUUGCUAUGCUUACGAUUCUGAAUGAGUUGUCUAAGUAUCGUGACGAGGCUACCGGCACUUUCGACCUUGAUGCAUUCAAAAUCAUUUAUGUUGCUCCCAUGAAGGCAUUGGUCCAAGAGAUGGUUGGCAACUUCACCGCUAGGCUCAAAGUGUUUGGUAUCAAAGUCGGUGAACUCACGGGCGACUCCCAAAUGACGAAGCAACAGAUUGCCGAGACGCAGAUCAUCGUCACCACUCCGGAGAAGUGGGACGUUGUGACGCGUAAAAGCACUGACACUAGUUAUACGAAUCUCGUUCGCCUCAUCAUCAUCGAUGAAAUUCAUCUGCUUCAUGAUGAACGUGGUCCGGUACUGGAAAGUAUCAUCGCACGAACGAUCCGCCGCAUGGAGCAAACUAACGAGUAUGUGCGUCUUGUUGGGCUAUCUGCCACACUCCCCAAUUAUCAAGAUGUAGCCACUUUCCUUCGCGUAGAUGAAUCGAGGGGACUCUUCUACUUCGACGCAUCGUACCGACCUUGCGGGCUGCAGCAACAGUUCAUCGGAGUUACCGAAAAAAAGGCGAUCAAGCGGUACCAAGUGACGAACGAAGUCUGCUACGAGAAAGUCCUGGACCAGGCUGGAAAGAAUCAAACUCUAGUUUUUGUGCAUUCGCGAAAAGAGACCGCGAAAACAGCGAAGUUCUUGAGGGAUAUGGCCGUGGAGAAGGAGACCAUUACUCAGUUCGUCAAAGCCGAUGGCGCUACGCGGGAAAUUCUGACGGAAGAAGCCAACAACGUCAAGGAUUCCAACCUUCGCGAUCUCCUUCCUUUCGGUUUCGCUAUCCAUCACGCUGGUAUGUCACGAGAUGAUCGUUCCCUGGUGGAGGAACUGUUUGCGGACGGCUCUGUUCAGGUUCUCGUGUGUACUGCAACGCUAGCCUGGGGUGUUAAUUUACCAGCCCAUACGGUCAUUAUAAAGGGAACGCAGAUCUAUAAUCCGGAGAAGGGUCGUUGGGUUGAGUUAUCUUCGCAGGAUGUGCUCCAAAUGCUCGGACGUGCGGGCCGACCUCAAUACGACACAUAUGGUGAAGGCAUCAUCAUUACCAACCAUUCCGAGCUGCAGUACUACCUGAGCUUACUCAACCAACAGUUGCCCAUUGAGUCUCAGUUCGUAUCCAAGCUGGCCGACAACCUGAAUGCCGAGAUUGUCUUGGGCACCAUCCGAAAUCGCGAUGAGGCUGUUCAAUGGCUGGGAUACACCUAUCUUUAUGUGCGAAUGCUUCGGUCACCAGGUUUGUAUGGUGUCGGUGUCGAUUACCAGGACGACGAUGUUGGUUUGAUUCAAAAACGUGCAGAUAUCGUCCACUCUGCCGCCGCCUUACUAGAGAAAUGUCAGCUGUUGAAGUAUGAGCGGUCUUCGGGGCGAUUCCAAAGCACCGAGUUAGGACGGAUUGCGUCGCAUUACUAUGUGACAUAUAAUUCGAUGAUGGUGUACAACCAGCAUCUGAGGCCGACAAUGUCGACUCUAGAACUAUUCCGUGUGUUCGCGUUGUCCAACGAGUUCAAGCUCUUACCUGUCCGUCAAGAAGAGAAGGUAGAGCUUGGGAAGCUGUUAGAGCGUGUCCCUAUUCCCGUGAAAGAAACAGUGGAGGAGCCGGCCGCCAAAAUUAACGUUCUUCUUCAGGCUUACAUCUCUCAACUGAAACUUGAUGGGUUCGUUCUUGUCGCUGACAUGGUUUUCGUUCAGCAAUCAGCUGGACGUAUUCUUCGAGCGAUCUUCGAAAUAUGUCUGAAACGUGGAUGGGCUGUCCCUGCGAAGGCAGCUCUUGACCUCUGCAAGAUGGUAGAAAAACGAAUGUGGGGGUCCAUGACGCCUCUUCGACAAUUCAAAGGUGUCCCUUCAGAAGUUAUACGAAAAGCGGAGGGUAAACAAUUUCCCUGGUAUCGGUACUUUGAUCUUACUCCUCCUGAGAUCGGUGAGCUCAUCGGGAUACCAAAUGCUGGAAAACUAGUACAUCGACUCGUUCAUAGCUUCCCUAAGCUUCAGCUUCAAGCUCAAGUUCAACCUAUCACUCGCUCCUUGCUGCGUAUCGAUCUUUCGAUCACCCCUGAUUUCCGUUGGGAUGAGAAGAUUCAUGGUGGCGCCGAAAGUUUUUUGAUCAUGGUAGAAGAUGUCGAUGGAGAGGUCAUUCUCUUUCAUGAUACCUUUGUUCUCCGCCAACGCUACGCUGAAGAUGAACACAACGUCACGUUAACGGUUCCCAUAUUUGAGCCCGUGCCUCCCAACUAUUACAUCUCCAUCAUCUCUGACCGGUGGCUUCACUCCGAAACCAGACUUCCUAUAUCAUUCAAGCAUCUCAUUCUUCCCGAAAAAUUCCCUACUCCUACGCCUCUUUUGGACCUUCAGCCUCUUCCGCUGUCAGCCCUUCACAACAAGGAGUUUGAGAAGAUCUACGCUUCCACAAUAGAAACAUUCAACAAGAUACAGACACAAGUCUUCCAAGCGCUGUAUACGUCGGACGAGAAUGUUUUCAUUGGUGCACCCACAGGCAGCGGAAAGACCGUUUGUGCCGAGUUCGCUUUGCUCAGACUAUGGAGCAAGCGCGAACAACCAAGGGCUGUUUGUAUUGAGCCAUACCAGGAAAUGGUUGAUCAGCGGGUGAAGGAAUGGCAGGGCAAGUUCUCGGGACUUCAAGGAGGCAAGGAAAUUGUCAGUCUUACAGGCGAGACCAGUGCCGAUCUGCGACUUUUGGAAAAGGGUGACGUGAUUAUCUGCACUCCCUCUCAGUGGGACGUACUUUCUCGUCGGUGGCGUCAGCGGAAGAAUGUUCAGAAUAUCGGGCUUCUGAUCGCUGACGAGGUGCAGCUUGUUGGAGGAGAGGUAGGGCCUACAUAUGAGGUCAUCAUUUCCAGGACGCGGUAUGUAUCUGCGCAAACAGAGGUAAAGACUCGCAUCGUCGCAUGUGGUGUUUCACUUGCGAACGCGCGCGAUCUGGGUGAAUGGAUGGGUGCACCUUCUCAUGCUAUCUUCAAUUUCUCGCCUAGUGCCCGACCGCUGGACAUGGAUAUUCAUCUGCAAUCAUUCACAAUACCGCACUUCCCCUCCCUCAUGAUCGCCAUGUCAAAGCCAGCAUACUUGGCCAUCGUUGAAUAUGCACCCACAAAACCCGUCAUUGUCUUUGUUCCCUCCCGGAAACAAUGCCGCCUCACUGUCGACGAUCUGCUUAUACACUGUGCUGCGGAUGACAAGCCAGACAGGUUCCUUAAUGUCGAAGUCGCAGACAUACAGGUUCACCUUGACCAUCUGCGGGAUGAAGGUUUGAAGGAGACAUUAAAGAAAGGUAUCGGCUAUUUCCACGAAGCUAUGGAUAAGCAGGACAAGCGCAUCGUCCAGCGUCUGUUUGAAAGUGGAGCUGUGCAGGUGCUCGUGGCGUCAAAGGAUACGGCAUGGUCAAUUCCUGUCGCUAGCUACAUGGUUAUUAUCAUGGGCGUGCAGUACUACGAAGGAAAGGAGCACCGAUAUGUCGACUAUCCCGUCAUGGAUGUCCUGCAGAUAAUGGGUCGGGCUUGUCGACCGAGGGACGACGAACGCAGUCGAUGCGUCCUUAUGUGUCAACAGACGAGGAAGGACUUUUAUAAGAAAUUCUUAGCAGAAGGUCUUCCUAUUGAGAGUCACCUUCCAACCCACCUGCUGCACGACUAUUUCCUGGCGGAGAUUGCAGUUAAAACCAUCGAGAACAAGCAGGAUGCUAUGGAUAUCCUCACAUGGACUUACUUCUAUCGCAGGAUGACACAGAAUCCUAACUACUAUAACCUCCAUAACGUCAGCCACCAGCAUUUGUCGGAUCAUCUUUCGGAGUUGGUUGAGAACACCUUGACCGACCUCGUCAACUCUAAGUGUAUUGCUAUCGAAGACGAGAUGGAUGUUUCCGCACUCAACCUUGGAAUGAUCGCUGCUUACUACAACAUCUCUUAUGUUACCGUCGAGGUCUACACACUAUCACUGAAGGAGCGUACGAAGCUGAAGGGUCUGCUCGAAGUUGUGUCAUCUUCAGCCGAGUUCGAAACCAUCCCUAUCCGUCGACACGAGGACGUUCUACUCAAGCGGCUGUAUGACCGCCUUCCUGUCAAGAUCGACGGGGUCAACUUUGAGGUCCCUCACUUCAAGACAUUCCUCCUCCUUCAAGCACACUUUAGUCGCAUUCAGUUACCCGCGGAUUUGGCUGCGGACCAGAAGAUCGUCCUGGAGAAAGUGUUGAACUUGCUCUCGGCGUGUGUGGAUGUCAUGUCAUCGAAUGCCUGGUUGAGUGCUUUAGGUGCUAUGGACCUCGCGCAGAUGUGUGUUCAGGCUGUUUGGGACAGAGACUCCCCUCUCAGGCAGGUGCCACACUUCGAGCCAGAGCUGAUCCAGAGGUGUAAGGAUGCUGGUAUCGAAUCUGUGUAUGAUAUCAUGGAGAUGGAGGACGACAAACGUACCGCACUUUUGCAAAUGUCUCAAGCACAGAUGCAAGAUGUUGCUACGUUCGUCAACUCGUACCCAACGCUCGAUGUCACACACGAGCUCGUUGGCGGGGGCUACACAGCCGGUGCUCCCAUCAUUCUCCAGGUUGCUCUUUCCCGGGAUGUCGACGAAGAUGGCGAAGAAGGCGACCAAACGGUAAUUGCGCCGUUCUACCCAGGAAAGAAGAUGGCAAACUGGUGGUUGGUUGUUGGCGAGCCUUCAACGCGACAACUACUGGUCAUUAAGCGGGUGACGGUGACCAGGAAUUUGGCCGUCAAGUUGGAGUUCACGCUGCCGAAGGGCAAGCAUUCGUUAAAACUAUAUGUCAUCUGCGACUCAUACGUAGGGGCGGAUCACGAUAUCGGAUUGGGCGAUAUCGAAGUUGCGGAGGGUGAAGAUUCUGACAGUGAUGAGGACGAUAGCGACGAUGCUAUGGAAGAGUGA